AUCGUCGUCGUCGAGAUACGAUCACGUCGGAACCGAAGCGGUGCCCUGGUCAACGUUCAUCGGCGGCGGCGGCAGCGCGGCCAUUAUUCGAAAUUCGGUGGGUCGCGCCACGGAUCGCGGCGUUGCCAGCGUUCCCGUUCUCCGCGGUGCGUAGCCGCGAUUAUUUCAACGUUCCCCACGACGACGACGGCGGCGGCGGCGGAGGCGGAGGCGGCGGGGACACGGACGCGGACGCGGUUCCUGGAAGGAGUCAUCGUCAUCCCUGCGUCACGGCCAAUGCUAGAAGAAGCGCGAGCUCUUAUCUCGUAAGCGCGUAUUACAACUUCUCUGUUCUCUCCCAUCGCAGGCGACAGGGAAGUGCAGUGAGAAGAGAGUGAGAAGUGAGAAAGCAAGGACGAAGAAAGAAUAGAGAGUACUAGGCAGCGUGUGUGUGCGUUAGCGUUGUAUUAUCGUUCAUCUCCCUGCGGAUCGAAUCCUGAUUUUUCGCGCUCGGACACUUAUUUUGUUUUUUCUCUUUGUGCUACACUCGUCGGAAGCGCAGCGAGAGCGUAGUGGAGCGCGUAGUGGCGACGAUAGAGCGCGACGAAAUAUGAGCGCACGAGUGCUGAACCCGGCGAUGAUGACGGAAAUAAGCAGGAACCUGAGCAGCGGAGGUGGCGGCGGCGGCGGUAACGGACGAGCGGCGCCGAGCAGGGCCGCGCUCGCCCGCGUGCGACGCGAUCUCUUCGGUCCGGUGGACCACGCGGCGGCUCAGGCGCUCGCCGAGCGCGAAUUGCGGGCUCAGUCGCAACUCGAUGCCAAUCGAUGGGGAUUCAACUUCCAGAAGGGUGCACCUCUUAAAUCGAACUCGCGUUACGAGUGGGAACCGCUCACGAAGCACGACGUCGUGCCCGAGCCCUACGCCCUGCGCGGUAUGCCCUUCCUCAGGAAACACGCGCCUGGGACACCGCGCAAAUUGCGCUUCGACGACGCCUUAACGACCACCGCGUUGUCCUCGACCUCAGCAUCGUCGAUGACAACGACGGUAUCGACAACUGCGGCGACGUCGUUGACAGCGAUCACGACCACGGUGACGAGCACGAGGAUUAUGGAGCAACUGGAGACGACGUUCGUCACGCCGGCACCGUCGGCCGAGAGGACACCACCGCAAGAGCCCCGAGUGCCUGAGAUCGGCGAGGCUACGACGCCUAGUCAACUUCUCAAUCCGGAUACCAAGAGGAAGAGGUGCGCGAUAGAGCCGACCACUCCUGUACUACCUUCUGCCGCGAGGAAACAGUCCGCUAUCACUGACUUUAUGAAGAGUCGUAAGCGCAACCUGAACGGUACCACAAAGAGCAUGAUAGAGCCGCCGGAGAAGAUCGCUCGCAACGCGGGUCAGAUACGCAGCUAAAAAUCCUUCAGCUUUCUUAUUCGAAUGUCGCCUUUUUCCACCUCGUUUGUACACAACGGGAGACAGUACCGGAAGUGAGAAACUGCAUUACCGUGUGGAAUAACGGGGAAAGAAGAGGGGUAGGGACUCUGACAGGAGGCGCGAGGUCCGCGUUGGCUGUGCCAUUCAUAUAGUUUUAUCCGCCAUGAGCGCAGGCGAAAUGAAUGAAUAAAAAGAAAAAAAAA
Trachymyrmex septentrionalis is the source of this 1614-nucleotide messenger RNA. RefSeq names its product cyclin-dependent kinase inhibitor 1B (gene dap). Gene Ontology annotation, biological process: regulation of cell cycle. NCBI's taxonomy places the organism in Eukaryota, Metazoa, Arthropoda, Insecta, Hymenoptera, Formicidae. The coding region runs from base 590 to 1390 and encodes 266 amino acids. Gene Ontology annotation, cellular component: nucleus. The record is from RefSeq and is a predicted model, not a curated record. The transcript is spliced from 2 exons. Gene Ontology annotation, molecular function: cyclin-dependent protein serine/threonine kinase inhibitor activity.